AUGACAGAAAACGGCAAGAGAAAAGAUGCCCCGGGCGGCGGAGGGGACUCGCGGUCGAAGAAGAAAAAGACCGGAAACGCUGGCAAAUGGAAGACCUCCCACCAGCAGGCCAAAGUGCUAGCCCAGGACUCCCACCUCCAACCGGGCGAUACCGGCGUCUGGGUCACUUGUGCCCGGCACCAGGAGGCUAAGGCCGCGAGGGAGAUUGGGGUUUUGUUUUCGGAGUACGCCGAGAAACUCUACGACAUCAAAUCCAUUCAUGAUGCACAGCCUAGCGGCGGCGACGAUGAUGGCGCCGAAGACGAUAUUGAAGCGGCCAUCGCAAGAGAGGUCGCCGCUCUCACUGCUAAACCCACCCCCACUUCCGGCGGGACAUCCCCCGAGGAACCCAACCGGAUGACACCCCUGAAGAUGAACGUCGACUGCCUGCUCUACGUCAAGACGCAGCCGCCCGUGGACCCUGUCGCAUUUGUGCGCAGGAUAUGUGAGGACGCGAGGCGCUGCGGUGAGCUGCCGGGGCUGAUGAGGUGCCGCUAUGUCAACCGGCUGACGCCCAUCAGUGUCAUGGGGAAGGCGUCAGAGAAUGGAUUAGUCGAGGUUGCGAAGGAGGCGCUGAAGGGGUGGUUUGAUUUGGGGGGGAAGCGGGGGACUGAGGGCGAGAUCAAGUCGACGGUAGAAGGAGAGUUGGCGGGUGAUGGUGAUGGCAAGAAGGACACUACGGAAGCCCACAGCCGGGCGCCUGUUUCCGAAGAGGCGGGAUCCGAGAAAAAGCCAUUCACAUUCGCCAUCCGGCCAACUAUCCGCAACCACAGCAAUUUGAAGCGAGAUGUGGUGAUCAAUACGGUUGCUCGACUCAUCAACGACGAUCUUCAUAAGGUCAACCUCACCUCGCCGGACAAAGUUAUUCUCAUCGAUAUCUAUCAGGUAAAUUUGACGAGCCGACGGGGUCCCUGGCUCACACCGGAUCCUGGUGGACACCGGCCCGAGGCGUUCCAGCGACACGGGUCUGGGCUCGGGGAGUGUUCCUGGGCUGAGACACCACAUCCCUCGCUCGUGGAGCACGCUUGGGAGCCAAGAGGCAUGCUGUGA
Messenger RNA from Chaetomium globosum CBS 148.51, 1089 nucleotides. RefSeq lists its product as uncharacterized. Gene Ontology annotation, biological process: tRNA modification. The record is from RefSeq and is a predicted model, not a curated record. Bases 1 to 1089 code for a protein of 362 amino acids. Gene Ontology annotation, molecular function: RNA binding. The transcript has 5 exons. NCBI's taxonomy places the organism in Eukaryota, Fungi, Ascomycota, Sordariomycetes, Sordariales, Chaetomiaceae.